CUGUCCUCGUCCCCCUCCAGUCUUCACCACUGCUCGGUUCUUGCGUCCACGUCGUGCGCUCUCUCUGGGUCUGGAUCUGUACUUUGGAUUUCUUCUUGGAUUUUACCUGCCUGGUUAUUAAACCCCGCCCCCCACGUGUAGCUAUUUUCUGUUUUUGCCCUUAUCGAUGGCGGAGGGUGUGCGCCCCGAGGACUACUGCGACGAGCCAGUGGAGGACGAGUUUGGAGAGAUCAUAAAGUGUCGAUCUGAUGAAAGAGAAGAUGUUCAGAAGAAGACUUUCACAAAAUGGGUAAACUCACAGUUGGCUAAGACAGGGAAACCACCUGUGGAGGAUCUAUUCUCCGACCUGUGUGAUGGGCGACGCCUGUUGGAGCUGCUGGAGGGGCUGUCGGGACAUGAGCUGGUGAGGUUGGAGAGAGGAUUCACGCGUGUUCACUCGCUCAACAAUGUCAACCGUGCGCUGCAGAUCCUGCAGAAGAACAAUGUUGAACUGGUGAAUAUCGGGGCAGCAGACAUCGUUGAUGGCAAUCACAAACUGAUACUCGGGCUCAUCUGGAGCAUCAUUCUCCACUGGCAGGUAAAGGAUGUGAUGAAGGAUGUGAUGGCGGGCCUACAGCAGACCAACAGUGAGAAGAUUCUGCUGAGUUGGGUUCGUCAGAACACAAGGCAGUAUCCUCAGGUCAAUGUGGUUAACUUCUCCAGUAGCUGGAAUGAUGGAUUGGCCUUCAAUGCCCUCAUCCAUAGCCACAGGCCUGAGCUUUUUGAUUGGAGCUCAGUGGAGAAGAAGAUGUCUGCGAUCGACAGACUGGAACACGCCUUUAAUAAGGCAGAGCAACACCUGGGGAUAGAGAGACUGCUGGACCCUGAGGAUGUGGCGGUGCCUAACCCGGACAAGAAGAGCAUCAUCAUGUACGUGACGUCGCUCUUCCAGGUGCUCCCCCAGAGCGUUUCCAUGGAAGCCAUCCAGGAGGUGGAGACUCUGCCGCGGGUGGCCACCGCCAACAUCGCCAGGGUGACGACAGAAGAGCACUACCAGAUCCAGACCCAGCAACGUUUCUCCCAACAGAUCACAGUGAGUGUGGCUCAGGGCAGAGUGCGGAGCCCCUCCCCUCAGCCUCGCUAUAAAAGCUAUGCCUACACCCAGGCUGCAUAUGUCAAGUCGCCCGAGCAAAAGAGGAGGCGUUUUACUGAUCAGUUCCUAACACCCAGCCAGGAGGAGCUGCAGCGGGGCCUCAGUCCUCUGCCUCCAGGCUCCACCAGCUUGGAGAGCUACCAGGCCGCCCUGGAAGAGGUUUUGACGUGGCUGCUGUCAGCUGAGGAUGGACUUCAGGCCCAGCCUCCGAUCUCCAACAACGUUGAGGAGGUGAAGGAGCAGUUCCACACACAUGAGGGGUACAUGGUGGAGCUGACAACUCACCAGGGCAGCGUGGGGCGGGUCCUCCGAGCCGGCGCUGCCCUGCUGAGUGAGGGGAACCUGAGCGACGACGAGGACUCAGAGGUCAGGGAGCAGAUGAACCUGCUGAACUCUCGAUGGGAGCACCUGAGAGUGGCGAGCAUGGAGAGACAGAGCAGACUCCAUGAGGUGUUGAUGGACCUGCAGCACCAGCAGCUGCAGCAGCUCACUAACUGGUUAGACGUGACAGAGGCGAGAAUCAAGAGGAUGGGGGCUCAGCCGCUGGGUCCUGACCUGGAGGACGUUAAGCACCAAGUGGAAGAGCACAAGCUCCUGCAGGAGGACCUGGAGCUGGAGCAGGUGAGGGUGAACUCUCUGACGCACAUGGUGGUGGUGGUGGACGAAAGCAGCGGGGACAGCGCCACCGCCGCUUUGGAGAGCAAACUUCAGGUGCUCGGUGACCGCUGGGCAGCCAUUUGUAGAUGGACAGAGGAGCGCUGGAUCCUGCUUCAGGAGAUUUUACUGAAAUGGCAGCACUUUACUAAUGAACAGUGUUUAUUUGACUCCUGGCUGACUCAGAAGGAGGAGCUGGUUCGUUCCAUCAAGACCUCCAACCUGAAGGACCAGGCUGAGAUGGUGGCCUGCCUCCGCCGUCUCGCUACGGUGAAGGCAGACCUGGAGCUGAAGCGACCCACUAUGGACAAGCUGUGCUCCAUGAGUCAGGACUUACUGUCCAGCGUGAAGAACAAAGAUGUGGCGAGCAAACUAGAGGCCAGACUGGACAGCUUCGCUCAGCGCUGGGACCGCCUGAUCCAGAGUCUGGAGAUGAGCAGCUCACAGCUCUCGUCAGCUGUCAGCCUGGCCCAGCAGUCCGAGCUGACCCACACAGUCACCACGACGACGACGACGACCAAGGUGACGAGGGAGAAGGUGGCGGCACUGCGCCAGACCCGAGAGUCACCGCCACCACAGAAGAAGAGACAAGUCGUGGUGGACUCUGAACUCAGGAAAAGGUUUGAUGUGGACUUCACAGAGGUCCACAGCUACAUGACCCGCGGCGAGGCCAUCCUUCAGAGCCCUGAGUUCUCUGUGUCACGAAAGGACGGCAGCAUCCAGGAGCUGCAUGACAAAGUGCAGGCGAUAGAACGAGAGCGACCAGAAAAGUACCGGAAGCUUCAGGAGGCGACGCGCACGGCACAGACCCUCGUCGAGCAGGAGGGAAGCCGAGCUGAUGACAUUGCCCAGGCAGCAGAGCAGCUGAACCAGCGCUGGGUGGGAUUCUGUGCUCUACUGGCAGACAGGCUGGCGUGGCUGGCUUACCAGGCGAAGGUGCUGGCUUUCUACAGCUUGUACGAGCAGUGUGAACAGGCCGUGGACAGCAGUGAGAACUGGCUCAAAGUGCAGGCUCCUCCAGCGUCUGAACCGGAGCCGCUCAAAGUACAGCUGGACCGAUGCAGGGAGGAGGUGGCUCGCCUGGCCGCCCUGCAGCCUCAGGUGGAGCUCCUGGAGAAGCGUCUGGAGGAGCUGAAGGAGGAGAAGGAAGGGGAAGAGGACCCGUCAGCGUUCCUGGACGCCGAUAUUGUUGCCUUUAAAGAGCACUACCACAAAGUCCUGGAGGACCUGAGAGCCAGAGAGAGGCAGCUACAGCUGGUUUUGGAGAGCUUGCCCCCGGCUCGUUAUAAAGAAACCAUAUCAGCCCUGUUGGCAUGGUUACAACAGUGCGAGGCCAAGCUGGCCGUCCCAUCCACGGCUGUUACAGAGUACCCGAUUAUGGAACAGAGACUGAAGGACGUUCAGGCUCUCCAGGUUGCUCUGGCUGAACAUCAGGGCGAGGUGGACUACCUGACAUCAGCUGUGGAGCAGGUCUUCCAGAAAGCUCCUCCAGACAUCUGCCAGAAGUAUCGCACAGAGAUGGACGCCAUCAUGACUCGCUGGAGACGACUUGGCACCACCCUGACAGACAACACUCAGAGAAUCCAGGAGCUCAUGGCUAAGCUGAUGCAGUUUGAGAACGAUGUUAAGACUUUGAAGAAGUGGAUGGCAGACGUGGAUGUGUUCUUGAAUGAGGAGUGGCCGGCCCUGGGAGACUCUGAAGCUCUGGAGAAACAGCUGGAGCAGUGCACGGCUCUUGUGAACGACAUUCACACCAUCCAGCCCAGCGUUAACGGCAUCAAUGAAGUGGGUCUGUACCUGAAGAAAGAGGCCGAGCCGCCGUUUGCCAUCUACAUCCAGAAAGAGCUGGACGAGCUGAAUGCACAGUGGGAGAACGUCUGCAAACAGGCCUAUGCUAAGAAGUCAGCACUAAAAGGCGGCCUGGAUAAGACCAUGGCUCUGAGGAAGGAGAUGCAAGAGAUGCAGGAGUGGAUCAACCAGGCCGAGGAGGACUACCUGGAGAGAGACUUCACAUAUAAGACACCUGAGGAGCUGCGCAAGGCUGUGGAGGAGCUCAAGAGAGCCCAAGAAGAGGUCCACUCCAAGGAGCUGAAGGUCAAACUCCUGACUGACAGCGUCAACAGUUUCAUCGCUAAGGCUCCACCAACGGCCCAUGAUGCCCUGCGGUCUGAAUUGGAUGUUCUGACGGCCAACUACCAGCGUCUGUGCAGCCGGCUGGACGGGAAAUGUAAAACUCUGGAGGAGGUGUGGGCGUGCUGGUGUGAGCUGCUCUCCUACCUGGAGCAGGAGAACGCCUUCCUGGACCAGCUGGAACAGAAGCUGGACGAGACGGAGAACCUGCAGGGAAGCGCCGAGGAGCUGCAGGAGGCGCUGGAUGGUCUUGAGGUCCUUUUGCGGCACCCUGAGGACAACAGGAACCAGAUCCGAGAGCUGGCGCAGACGCUGAUGGACGGAGGCGUUCUGGAUGAGCUGAUUCAGCAGAAACUGGACGCGUUCAACACACGAUGGGAUGAACUCUUCGCCAGGGCGGCGCUCAGGCAGAAGGAGCUGGAGAAGAGCGUCCAGUGGGCUCAGGAGAAUGACAAGACGCUGAGGCAGAUCCAGGACUCGCUGGCAAACACUGACCGCCACCUCACCGCAUACCUGGCUGACCACAUCGACGCCCAGCAGAUCCCACAGGAAGCUCAGAAAAUACAGACAGAGCUUAGCGGCCAUGAAGCCACGCUGGAGGAUAUGAGGAAGAAGAACCAGGAUAAAGACCCAUCCAACAGGAUUAUGGGACAGAUAGACCUCACCCAGAAAAUGCUCACGGACGUGUGGACGAAAUUCCGCCUCUUCCAGAAGCCAGCGAACUUUGACGCUCGGCUGGCCGAGUGUGAACGCACACUGGCAGGGGUCAAAAGCCAAGUGGGGCUGCUGGAGAUCGGGAGUGUUGAGCAAGAUGUGGUGCAGUCGCAGCUGGAGCAGUGCAUGAAGUUGUACAAGGUGCUGAGUGAGGUGAAAGGCGAGGUGGAGACAGUGAUAAAAACAGGCAGACAGAUCGUACAGAAACAGCAGACAGAGCAGCCCAAAGAGCUGGACGACAGAGUGACCGCCCUCAAACUGCUCUACAACCAGCUGGGAUCACAGGUGACUGAGAGUAAACUGGAGCUGGAGAAAAGUCUGAAGCUGUCAAGGAAGCUGCGCAAGGAGCUGAACGGGCUGACGGAGUGGCUGGCUGCGACUGAUGCCGAACUCACAAGGCGCUCUGCUGUGGAUGGUAUGCCCAGUGACCUGGAAGCAGAGGUUGCAUGGGCACAGUCCAUCCACGCAGAGACAGAGAAGCGUCAGCCGCAGCUGCAGGCCGUGGUGGACCUCGCCGAGGCCCUCAAAGCGGUGCUACGGGGCAACGGGGGCCUGGUGGAUGACAAAGUCAGCCUGCUGCGCUGCAACUGGAUCGCCGUCACAUCUAGAGCGGAGGAAUGGCUCAACCUGCUGCUGGACUACCAGCGGCAGAUGCAGAAGUUGGAUGGAGAGAUAGAGGAAGUGAACGGAUGGAUUGAUGGAGCAGAGAAAAAGAUGGAUGAGAUAGACAGCCAGGGACCUAACGACACCGUGCUUAAGGUGCUGCGUGCCGAGCUGGAGCUGCAGAGAGGGAAGAUGGAGGAGGUGAGGGCUCUGGCUCAGGAUCUCAUGUCCACUAGAGGGGAGAACUGCCAGGCGCAGGUGGGACCCAAAGUGGAGCAGCUCAACCAGAGAUUCGACACCAUCGCCCAGCGCAUCUCCUCUGGACUGACGGAAGCGUCAGCCAAAGAGUUGGAGCAGUACCACAGCGAGGCACAGAUCUGGCUGGAGCUCCUGGAGGAGGAAGUGAAGCAAGGGGAGAAUCUGAAGGAGGAGGACUUUCAGGAGGACAAGGAUCAUGAGGAAGGUGCAGUGAAGGAGUUACUGUUGAAAGGAGAGAAUCUCCAGAAGAGAGCCCCGGAUCAGGACAAGAGAGAACAGAUCAGACUGAAACACAACCAGCUCAACAGCAAGUACAACACCGUCAAGGACCUGCGUGUGCUGAGGAACAGGAAGGCAUUGGCCAUCGCUCCCCAGUGGUACCAGUACAGGAGGAAGUCACAUGACCUGCUGGCCUGGCUGGAUGACAUCCAACGCAGCGUGGACCAACUCCCCGACCCACCUGAAGGAGAGAGGGUCAAGGAAAUUGGCUCAGAGUUCGACAAGAAGAAGGAGGAGCUUAAGGAGGUGCAGGGCUUAGCCAAUCAGCUCUCAGAGGCUGGAGCCGCCAAUCUAGUGGAGCCCCUGCAGCUCCAUCUCAACAAGCGCUGGGUUGAGGUGGAGGGCAAGUUCUUACCCUUCAAAAGACAAUGUGAGUACCUCACAGAGCUGCAGGCGCUGCUGCGUACGGUGUCAGAGACGGACUUCAAGCUGAACUCUCCUGAAUACUGGCCCGCAGCGUAUUACAACCUGCCUCAGCAAGAGCACUGCCUGAAGGAGGUGAAGGAGAGCAUCGAUCAGCUGAGAGGCCCAGUGGAGGCAGCGCUGGCCCGGAAAGGGGAGAUGGUGUCUGCAGCUCGGGCUCUGGAGGGUCAGAGGAUCCAAGAGACGGCGACACUUCUAAGCACCAACUGGGACAAACUGAACAAGCUCCACCAGGACAGACUGAAGCGUUGGCUGGAGUGCAACACCAAGUGGCAGAAGUUUGUUUCGGAUCAGAAGGAGCUGGAGGAGUGGCUGAACGACGCUGAGGGCACUUUGAAACUGGCCGAGAGUGAGCCGGCAGCACACAGACAGCACCUCAGGGACCUGACAGAGGCCAUACCGCUCCAGGAAGUGGUGUUGGGCCGAGUGAACUCUGCAGGAGAGGAGAUCAGCCAGUUGAGCACACCAGACGACGCCUUGCGGCUCCGAACGCAGCUCAAAUUACUCAACACUCGCUGGGCUGAUGUGUGCCAGCAGCUCAACGAGCGCAAGAGGAGGUCUGCAGAGGCACGUACAGCAGCAGCAGCUCUGCAGGAGGACAUGGGCUCCAUGCUGGGCUGGUUGGACAAAGCAGAGGGUGUCCUGGCCAUUCCCCUGCAGCCUGCAGAGCCUCAGCACAUCAGAGACACUCUAGGCAAAGUCCAGGCACGAGUGGAGGAGCUGCCUGCCAAGAAGGCAGCGAUGGAUGAUCUGAACUCGAGACAAAAACACAUAGCACUUCCUGCUGACAGACAAAAAGACAUCAGGACCAUCAACACUCGCUGGGCUCAGGUGUCCAAGGAUCUGCCUGAGCGCCAGCUGGAGAUCGAGGGUCUCCUGAGGGAGCUGGAGAAGCUUCAGGGUCAGCUUUACGACCUUUCAGGCUGGGCAGCGAGCACCAGAGCCAAGCUAGAGCAGAGUUCGGAGGAGCCACCUCCCAGGCUCAUUGAGGAAGUGCAGGCCAGGCAGCCUGAGGUGGAGUUUGUUUUGGAGCGAGCAGAUCAGCUGUACAAGGACAAUCCUCCCAGCGAGCCCGACAAGAUGAAGUAUGGUAAACUGAAGGAGGACUGGAUGGUGAUUCUGGAGCUGCUGCGGCAGCAUAAGGAGAGGAUGGCUGCUCUACUGGUCGCCAAAAAAGCCACUGAUACUCUAACAGGAAGCUCCCAGCCUGAGUCUGCAGCUCUCGCUCAGUUCAACAAGUCCUGGGCCGAGCUCACUGAUUGGCUGACCAUGCUGGAUAACAUGGUGCAGAACAAGCGAGUGGUUGUAGCCGACCUGGACGACAUCAACGAAAACAUCGGCAUUUUGAAGGCGUCUCUGCAGGAGUUAGACCAGCGGCGCCCCCUCCUGGAGAGACAGGUCACAGCAGCACAGAACCUGAAGAACAAAACCAGCAACCAGGACACGCGCAACGCAAUCACUGAGCGCAUUGACAGACUCCAGACCCACUGGGAAGACUCCCAGACCAAACUCUCGGACAGGACGAAGCAGCUCCUCAACAUGCUGCAGGAUUCCACAGACUGGUUGGAUGCCAGGAAGGGAGUGGACCGUCUCAUCAAGCAGGCCAAUGAGAAGCUGGAGUCCUGGGAGGAGAUUACGUACACGGUCGACGAACUGAAGAAGCAAAAUGCCGAGCUCAAGAACUUUGCAAAGGAGCUGCAGCAGUGGCAGGGACAGAUAGACCAAACCAAUGCCAUGGCAGAUAUGAGCAUUUCACCAAUAACCUGACAAUUUUACCUUCACAACUGCUGAACAGCACACACUUAAUAGCGAUUACACUCCAUACACUGUUUUACUUGGAUCCAUUUAUGAUUUUAUGUGGCCCUUCUUAACAGCAUUUCAGACAGAGAAUAGGACAAGACAUUAGAAGCCAUGAAGCUCCUCCAGCAUUUCUACCUCGACCUGGAGAAGUUCCUCAACUGGCUGACGGAGGCCGAGACCACUUGCAACGUUUUGAUCGACGCCACCAACAAGGAGAGGCUGCAGGAGCAGCCGGCUGCCAGGAAUCUACUCGCACAGUGGAAGGACCUCCAGGCAGAGAUCGACAACCACACAGAGCUCUAUCACUCCCUGGAUGAGAACGGCCAGAGGAUCGUGACCUCACUCGGGGACUCUGAGGAUGCCGUUCUGCUCCAGCGACGCCUGGACAACAUGAGCCAGCGCUGGAACGACCUGCGCAACAAGACCCUGAGCAUGAGGGCCCAUCUGGACUCAGAGAUGGCACCGUGGAAGAGGCUCCACAUGUCGCUGCAGGAGCUUCUGAACUGGCUGAGGAUGAAAAGCCAACAGCUGGAGAAGGAGCCGCCUGUAGGGGGCGACGUCCCGGCCGUGCAGACACAGCUGGACACGCACCGGGGCUUCAAGAGAGACAUGAGAGCUAAAGAACCGGUUGUGACCAAAGCUCUGGACGACGUAGGAGUCUUUCUGUCAGAGCUUCCCCGAGAAACACCGUCUCCUGAGCAAAGAGACAUCAGCCCCGAGGAGCGUGCCCAGAACGUGGGGCGAGUUCUGCGCAAAGAAGCCGAUGACGUUAUAACCAAGUGGGACAACCUUAACGCCGACUCGGCCGCCUGGCAGAAGAGGCUGGAGCUGGCUCUGGAUCGGCUGAUGGAGCUCCAGGAGGCGGAGGACCUGCUGGACGGGCAGCUGAGGCAGGCUGAGAUGGUGAAGGAUGCGUGGGAACCCGUGGGCGACCUGCUGAUUGACUCACUGCCGGAGCACAUUGAGAGAGUCAAGGAGUUCCAGGACGAGAUCGCUCCAAUUAAGGAUGACGUCACGCACAUGAACCAGUUGGCGUCCACAUUCGGCCCACCGGAUAUCCAGCUGUCCCCUAACAACCUGGAACGCAUCGAAGAUCUCAACACACGCUGGAGACUGCUGCAGGUGUCCAUCACUGAGCAUCUAAAGCAGCUGACAGACGCUCACAGAGACUUUGGCCUUCUGCACGCAGGAUCUGUAGAGAGCCCCUUCGAGCAGGGCAUCUCCCCCAACAACGUGCCCUACUACAUCAAAGAGAAAGCUGGACCUGACCAGAUGACCGAGGCCCUCCACCAGACCCAGACGACAUGCUGGGAUCAUCCCAAGAUGGCCGAGCUCUACCAGUCACUGGCUGACCUGAACAAUGUUCGAUUCUCAGCGUACAGAACAGCCAUGAAGCUCAGACGCCUGCAGAAGGCUCUCUGCUUGGACCUGCUGAGCAUGCCGAUGGCGUGCGAGGUGUUCGAGCAGCACGGCCUGAAGCAGAACGAGCAGCUGCUGGACAUCUCCCAGCUGGUCACCUGUCUGACCAGCCUGUAUCAGCGGCUGGAGCAGAGCCACUCGCACCUGGUCAACGUCCCGCUGUGUGUGGACAUGUGCCUCAACUGGCUGCUCAACGUCUACGACACAAGCCGCACUGGAAAGAUCCGAACCCUGUCCUUCAAAACUGGAAUCAUCUCGCUCUGCAAGGCUCACCUAGAGGAUAAAUACAGAUUUUUGUUCAGACAGGUCGCCAGCGCGACGGGUUUCUGUGACCAGCGUCGGCUCGGCCUCCUCCUCCACGACUCCAUCCAGAUCCCCCGGCAGCUCGGCGAGGUCGCCUCCUUCGGCGGUUCCAACAUUGAGCCCUCCGUCCGCAGCUGCUUCCAAUUUGCAAACAACAAACCAGAGCUGGAAGCCGCCAUGUUCCUGGACUGGAUGCGCCUGGAGCCUCAGUCCAUGGUGUGGCUACCUGUCCUGCACCGUGUGGCUGCUGCCGAGACUGCUAAACACCAGGCGAAGUGCAAUAUCUGCAAGGAGUGUCCCAUCAUAGGAUUCAGAUAUCGGAGCCUGAAACAUUUCAACUAUGACAUUUGCCAAAGCUGCUUCUUUUCCGGUCGCGUCGCCAAGGGACACAAGAUGCAGUACCCCAUGGUUGAGUACUGCACGCCGACAACAUCAGGGGAGGAUGUCAGGGACUUCGCCAAGGUGCUGAAGAACAAGUUCAGGACCAAGCGCUACUUCGCCAAACACCCACGCAUGGGCUACCUGCCGGUCCAGACCAUCCUGGAGGGGGACAACAUGGAAACUCCUGUCACUCUGAUCAACUUCUGGCCCGUAGACCAUGCGCCUGGAUCGUCCCCUCAGCUCUCACAUGACGACACGCACACUCGGAUCGAGCACUACGCCAACCGGUUAGCAGAAAUGGAGAAUCGUAAUGGCUCUUAUCUGAAUGACAGUAUCUCACCCAAUGAAAGCAUCGAUGACGAGCACAUGUUGAUCCAGCACUACUGCCAGUCUCUGAACCAAGGCUCUCCCCUCAGCCAGCCCCGCAGCCCUGCCCAGAUCCUCAUCUCGAUGGAAACGGAGGAGAAGGGAGAACUGGAGAGGGUCCUCAACGACCUGGAGCAGGAGAACAGGAAGCUGCAGUCCGAGUACGACCGUCUGAAGAAGGCCCACGACAGGAAGGGCCUGUCCCCGCUGCCGUCGCCCCCGGAAAUGCUCCCGGUGUCGCCGCAGAGCGCACGCGACGCCGAGCUCAUCGCCGAGGCCAAGCUGCUGCGGCAGCACAAAGGGCGGUUGGAGGCCCGCAUGCAGAUACUGGAGGAUCACAACAAACAGCUGGAGUCACAACUGCACAGGCUGAGACAGCUGCUGGAGCAGACGGAUUCCAAGGUGAACGGCACAGCUCUGUCCUCUCCCUCCACCUCCUCUCAGCGCUCUGACUCCUCCCUCCCUCAGCUCCGCGUGGCCGCCAGCCAGACUACUGAUACAAUGGGUGACGACGAGCUCUCCAGCCCCUCCCAAGAUGCAUCAGGGCUGGAGGAAGUCAUGGAACAGCUCAACAAUUCCUUCCCUCACAGCCAGGGUCCCAGUAUUGGCAGUUUGUUCCACAUGGCCGAUGAUCUGGGCCGCGCCAUGGAGUCACUGGUCAGCGUGAUGACAGACGAGCAGAGCGCCGAACAGCACGAGGCCCUGCCCUUCUGAUCCCGCCUCCCAACACCGACCUUCAAUCUCCCCCUCCCUCCCUUUGUCCCCUCCUCCCUCCCUUCCUACCUGUCGCAUGCUUUUCUAGUCAAAACAACUGGAUCGGAAACACAGUUUACAAAGAGAAUAUAUAUAACGUCUAUUUUUGUGAAGGAUUGCAGCAAUGACGCGUUAAAAAAACAAAAGAAAAACAUUAUAACUUGUAGAUUUGAGUAGUUUCUUAAAAACGUCCUGAAGUUGUUUUAUUAUUAACAGAGGCUGGUUUUUAAACUUCUAUGCAAUUGUAUAAAACAAGAGUUGGGGUGGGAGGGGGGAGGGGGCAAUGAAAGACAAACAAGUGUGUUCAGUGUGGUUGAAUAUUUGCCAUCUCUUUGUAAACGGGGAAACAGCAAAAGCAUUUCAGACAUUUGUAUCAAAAAAAAGAAUGAUUGUAAUCAUAAGGGUGCUUUCUAAGAGGAAAAUGUCUUUCUAUAACAGCGUACACUACUGUCAAGGUAAUGCAGGCAUCCUGGAUCUUUACAGUACGUUGUCUGUGAGUUUGAGUGUUUGUUUGAGUGAGUGUAAGCGUGUGUGGUGCCUAAAAUCCACAUUACAUCACAGCUUUUUCUUUAUUUUGUCAGCUUAGGCUGAUUUUAUUUGAAUUCUUUAGUUAUCCAUUCAUCCGUCCAUCAUUUUGUUCAUCCAUCCUCCCUUUAUUAGCAUCUCUGUGGCAACUGUUGUAUCCCUGAGUGGUUGUUUUUCAGCACAGUGUAGUGUGCGCAUAAACAGAGGCUCUUAAUUGGCCCGAUUCAGAACUGAGAGUCAAUAAGGUCACUUCAGGCUGAAUGCACAUAAUGAGAAAUAAUUACACAUGAUUGGAAAAAUCAUGGAGCUUCAGUAUCAAUAGAAAGUGUGAUUUAAUUAAAGAAAGACUUAAACUUAUCUGUUUAAAAUGCUGAAAACAUCACUUAACCACAAAAAUGAUAAUUAAAAAAAAGGCUGCAGAAAAUGGUAAAAAUCAAAGAAGCAGACAUUUUCAGUCUUAAAUUUUACCUCAACAACACACUGAUCCUUCCUUUUACCAUAUUGCAGCUGCACAAUGCCCUUCAAUAGACUUAUAUUUUUAAUUUCCAUGCUUUUUUUUUUUCUAGUAAAGACUUUUUCUUUACUAUUUUUGAAUUGUAAAGAUGAAGCCAAGCUGAUGACAUCACUGUGGCAUCAGCAGCUUUGAAGCAGCGCCCUCUGGAGUCACAAGAGGGGAAAUGCAGCUGUUAUAACCGGCUCAGUAGUAAUGAGUAAACUGGUUUUCAUACAUUAAGUAUUAAAGACAGCUCCUUUGAGUUCAAAGAUAUCCUGCUGAGAAUUUUAAAUACAUGUUUUUUAGAGUACACCCUUCUGGUUUCAACAAAAUAUUUGCUUCAGAGAUAACGGAAGUGAAGAAAUGUGUUGAAAUAUAUUGGAAGACUCAAGCUGACUUUCCUUUUUUACUAUGGAAGCCCUAAAAGGACAUGUAUGUGUGCAUUUUAUUUCUCUAUUUCCCUUGAUAUACUAAAUCAAUAUCUGUUCUUAUAUUUAUAUCACAAUCUCAAGAUAAGAACAUGUUCUUAGAUAAGCUAAGACAAACUUUUUUUGAUCCUUGGUUAGAAUUUCAAACAUUUUUCACUCCAAACAUGAUUAAAAUUGAUUUUCUUUCCUGCUUGAUAAUGUAUCAUGUUUGCAAGCAGUGAAGAGUGUGGGAUUGGUGCACGAAUGCUCAUAAUAUUUUUUGUUCUGACCAGGCCUUUCCAAACAGUUUGCCUGAACUCAGCCAAGCAAACCUGAGGGAAGCAGAAAAAAUUUAAAUUUUAUUGUCUUUCUUGAUUUAUUGCCCAGUCAUCAGUGGUCAGAGGUGGAGAGUAAAAAUUACAUUUACUCAAAUAACUGUGAUUGAGCAGCUUUUUGUCUACUAGUACUAUUAAAAUUCAAUGAUGGUACUUUUAGUGAGCAAAAGAUCAGGGUUGCAAACUUGCAGUGUGUAGCCUAACUUUACUGUUUGUUUGUUUGGAUCCUCAUUAGCUCUUGCACUCACUGGGAGCCAUUUUUCCUGCAGUCGCUGUUUUCAUUGUGCAGAGGUGGAAGAAGUAUGCACUACUUUACUCAAGUACAGUCCCUUUGGUUAAAUGUAUUUUAGUACAAGUAAAAGUACUGGACUAUAAUCUACUGAAGUUAUUUGACUUAAAGUUUACUCUAGUGCUGAGUAGAUACUAGGGGGUUGUUCAGGUAAAGUCACACUUCUAUAAUAAAGUAAAACAGCAAAAUUGACCAUGUUCUAAGUUAAUACAUUAAAAGUGUCUGUAUUGGUCCACACUACAUAAAGUUAAACUGCACCUUUAAAGUGUGUAAAUUUUACAAUAUGACAGAGCUGCAGUAACUCUUGAAAAUCUGUGGCAAUGUGGACAAAGCAGACAGUCAACCCCAUAACAAGGCAAGUCAUACCAAUGAAGAACACGCUCUACAUGUCCUUUAGGAACUCCUUAAGUCACAGGCAGGGAUUCUAACUCAGUGGAUAACUUCACUCAUGGUGCAAACAUGCCUCACAUCAAAACUGUUCAACAGGAAACACCCAAACACAACUUAACACUCUACCCAAGGGCGUGAUGGGAAAAUUUGCCCACACAUCCCCCCGGAUUUGAGAUCGCAGUGGGUGGAGCUUAGAUCAGUUGACGCUUUACAGAGUUGAACUAGCACUGGUGGAUCUCACCUGUCAAUGAACUACAAUAAUUAAGACAUUUUCACUCAGAAUGGAGUAAGAAUCAACUCUAAAAUGUCUAUUCCUGAAAUAUUAGCACUCCAAUUUUUUUCUGUUUUGGGUUGUGAUGUGGAUUUACACUCUCUGUGUGCCACUGUGUAGUUGGAAAAAGUACAAGAUGAUUGAUCUGAAGCAAAAGUGUAGUUACUUUGGUUAAAACUUACAUAAGUGCUGUUUUUAAAGUGUACUCAAAGAAUGCGAGUAACCUAAAAAAAUGACUCAAUUAUAGUAAUUUCAGUAAAUGUGAUUAGUUUCUUCCAGCCUCUAACGUUGGGACAAUACUAUCUAAACAACCACAUUCAUUGUUUAUCACUAUUUUUAACAUAGCACACAAAAAACAAACAUUACACAAAAACUCAGUGUGAAUCUAAAUAUUCAAAAUGAUACAACCACCACAUUACAGUGAUUCAGUAUUAAUAAUUAAUUUUUAUUUUUCUUUUGUGGGGAGUAUUGUUAAAGAACUCUGCAUUCAUGAUAUCCUAAAGAUUUCAAGAAAUGGAUUCAUCAGUCAAAACCUGAGUUAUCUUUUCGAUGACAUCAUAUAUUAGUCAGGAUGUUGUGAUAAUUCAGCAUUGCCACACAGUAAAAUAAAAUAUUUGGAUUUAUGUCCUCUUCAGGCUUCCAUAGUUUACAUAAAUUGGCUGGGUGAAGGUGGCACUUUUAAGAGAUUUGUUACUCAGAUAACCACACGCCAAUGUUGUUCUAUCAUUUCAAACUUUGGACAUGAAAGUUGCAACCUUGAGCAGCCAUCAGUUUCCAGUAUUAAACUUUUGUAAGCUUUAUCAUCAGUUCUGCAUCGGGCCUUAACAGAAAAAUCCUUCAGAACCUGGACUUAAAGGAAAUCAAACGUCCUGAUUAUUGCACUGCUACAUCCUCAGAAAGUGUUUCUUAUACGUUUGAACACUGAGGAGCUUUCUAGUCUUGUUUAGGGCCUGCUGAGACGGCAGCACGCUGCACCGAGUAUUAGUUUAACCUUUUAUUUUCUCCACGUUAGCAGUACUGUAAGAGGAACUCUAAAGAAUGUGAUUUAAAUUGAAUCUGAGCACUACAGUGUUACAAGGCUGCUAGAUGAGAUUAUUUUUGAUGACUUAGAGAAAUAUUUGAGUUCUAGGAGGCCCGGUAACGCAAGCUCUACCUCGUAUGAAUGGUCCAGAGGCUAUUUCUCUACUGUACUCAACCCCACACCGCAUCAUGAAUUAUUACCGCACUGUAGGAGCCUCCGAUCUGAAUGUUCGGAUACAUUCACUGCUUCUCUCAUCUCUAACAGAGGUUUUUAUGACUACAAUCGAGCAUUUCACUCAGAUAUAAAGACUCCGUGUGCACUACUGUCAUACCUGGAACUUACUCGGUAUUUGUUUUCUGUGUGGAGGAUGUGUUUAUUCUAGCAGAGUGUUACAUUUUGUCUUUGGUUUAAAAGGCUUUUUGUGUUUUGUGCUGUGUGAGGUGUUACAAUAUUAGCAUGUGUGACAACAUGAACGCCAUCUUUAUUUAAUGUGUAACCACUCCGUGUGCGUGUUUUUGGCGUCAUAUUCUCUCAGCAUGAGCCAAAAGGGUUUCGUUUUGAUCCAGACACUGAAUUUAAAUGAUUUUUUUUCCUGUUUUCAUUUCUAAUAUUUGUUUCAUUCACUCAUCAUUUUUCCAAUAACGCGUCAAUACUUCACAACAUAUCAGAUUCCACCAAAUAUAUGCCUUACUACUGUAUUAUAAAAUGCUUUACUGUAUAUCAAUAAAGCACGCAGUUAUGUUGA
Molecule: messenger RNA, 15691 nt
Organism: Cheilinus undulatus (humphead wrasse)
Lineage: Eukaryota; Metazoa; Chordata; Actinopteri; Labriformes; Labridae
Gene: dmd
Product: dystrophin
Exons: 83
Biological process (GO): synaptic signaling
Cellular component (GO): plasma membrane
Molecular function (GO): protein binding; zinc ion binding
Source: RefSeq, a predicted model, not a curated record